Messenger RNA from Thalassophryne amazonica, 5649 nucleotides. It is a transcript of the gene runx2b, whose product is annotated as RUNX family transcription factor 2b. Gene Ontology annotation, molecular function: RNA polymerase II cis-regulatory region sequence-specific DNA binding; ATP binding; DNA-binding transcription factor activity, RNA polymerase II-specific. NCBI's taxonomy places the organism in Eukaryota, Metazoa, Chordata, Actinopteri, Batrachoidiformes, Batrachoididae. The record is from RefSeq and is a predicted model, not a curated record. Gene Ontology annotation, biological process: regulation of transcription by RNA polymerase II; hemopoiesis; regulation of cell differentiation. Gene Ontology annotation, cellular component: nucleus. The transcript is spliced from 7 exons. The coding region runs from base 67 to 1467 and encodes 466 amino acids.
GACGUGUCAAGGGUCACGGAAACCGCAGAGGAACAAAAGUGGGGCUUGCUGCAACCAGAGGCAGCUAUGGCAUCUAACAGCCUCUUCAGCACAGUGACACCAUGUCAACAAAACUUCUUCUGGGAUCCCAGCGCCAGUCGGAGGUUCAGUCCGCCGUCCAACAGCCUCCAGCCAGUUCCAGGGAAGAUGAACGAUGUGAGCUCUCCAACCGGACAGCCGGACGCGGUGGCGGCGGUGCCGAGGCUGCGCCCGCACGAAAACCGCAGCAUGGCCGAGAUCAUCGCCGACCAUCCGGCUGAACUGGUCCGGACUGACAGCCCCAACUUUCUCUGCUCGGUCCUGCCCUCCCACUGGCGGUGCAACAAGACGCUCCCGGUCGCUUUUAAGGUAGUGGCCCUGGGGGACAUACCGGAUGGCACUGUUGUCACGGUAAUGGCGGGGAAUGAUGAGAACUACUCUGCCGAGCUGCGGAAUGCCUCAGGUGUGAUGAAGAAUCAGGUGGCACGCUUUAACGACCUUCGCUUCGUGGGCCGCAGCGGUCGAGGCAAGAGCUUCACCCUGACAAUUACAGUAUUCACCAACCCACCACAAGUGGCCACUUACCACCGAGCCAUAAAGGUCACCGUGGAUGGACCACGUGAGCCCAGGAGACAUCGUCAGAAGCUUGAGGACACUCCCAAGACGGGCCUGUUCUCCGAUCGCCUCACUGAACUCGAGAGGAUACGCCAGACCACCAUGAGGGUGACGGUUCCCACUCAAGCCCCACGACCAUCUCUCAACACAGCCACCAAUUCCUUCAACCCACAGGGACAGACGCAGAUAACAGACCCACGUCAGUCCCAGUCGUCUCCUUCCUGGUCGUAUGAACAGACGUACCCGACCUACCUGAGUCCCAUGGCCUCCCCCUCAGUCCACUCAACCACCCCCCUCUCCUCCAGCCGAGCCACGGGCCUUCCCGCCAUCAGUGACGUGCCUAGACGUCUGCCAGGUUCCUCUGACUUGAGUCCAUUCCCUGGUCAGUUUGAACGCCAGUUCCCGGGUCUCUCCUCCUUGACAGAGAGCCGCUUCUCCAGCCCCAGGAUGCAUUACCCAGCCACCUUCACCUACACCCCGCCUGUCACCUCUGCCAUGUCACUGGGCAGCGCCCAUUACCACACCUACCUUCCCCCUCCGUACCCCGGCUCCACACAGAGUCAGAGUGGACCCUUCCAGACCAGUAGCACUCCUUAUCUUUACUACGGGGCCUCGUCAGGCUCCUACCAAUUCUCAAUGGUACCUGGGGGGGAUCGCUCGCCUUCCCGGAUGAUUCCGCCUUGCACUAGCGCAUCCACGGGAACCUCCCUAGUGAAUCCCAACCUGCCCAGCCAGUCAGAGGGAGGAGUGGACGGCGACGGGAGCCACAGUAACUCUCCCACUGUACUCAACCCCGGAGGCCGCAUGGAUGAGGCCGUGUGGCGGCCGUACUGAAGCAAACCGGGGCGGGGUGGAGAUAAGAUUUAAAAAGAUGACACAAUCUGAAAGCACAAACCAUUUUUUUUCCUUUCUUUUUUUUUUUUUUUUUUUUUUUUGAGGUAUCAUCAGCAAAGAAACGUCUCCACCUUAUGCUCGGAAAUUAAGGUUGAGAUUCCAAAAAAAAGACUAGACUUGUAUAGACUUGUCCUCUUGGAAUGUGUUUUGACCAAAUCACUACAAAAGGAGUCAUUCAACAGCAAAAAACCAAGAGACUGAGAGAUGAUUUUUUGCUUUAAUAAGCCGAAACGGACAAGAAAUUCUUUUUUUUAAUUAUAAUCCACAACCUCUUCGUAUUUGUUAAAGACUGCCUCUUUUGUAUAGUGUUUGUAUUACAACAAGGCUUUUUGCAGAGCAUGUUUUUGUACUACAACAAUAUCAAGACGCAAGUUAAGCACUGAGUAGCAAGUGAUGAGAGUAACACAUAUGUUACCGCAAGUGGUAUGAACUUUAAAUUUGCUUUAAACCAAUUAAUUUAACUUGUACAUUGUGGUUGAAAUGAUGUAGGCGUUUUUAGUUUUAACUUAUAAAGCCAUAAAUUAUGUAUUGUAUUUGAAACUUGAGUCAAAGAAGUGUAAUCUGAAUAUUUUUGAUGCAUCUAUAUGACUAACUUAAUGUUUUUAUAGGUAAUUUAAAGAGUGAGAGGUUUUAAUUUGUUUUGUUUUGUUUUGUUUUAACCCAAAGAUUUAAAAGGUUUUUAAAUAUGAAAUGUAAUUUCCAAAGAGUAUUGCAACAUGUUUCUUCUGGUGUAACUUUCAGUUGAACUGUUCCACACAUUAAGAGCCCAACAUCCUCGCUCGGUGUUGACACACAUUUGGCUUGGAAUGAAACCUUUGGUAUUUAUUGAGCAAUAACUUGUAUUGUGCCUCUUGGCGGCAUACCAUGAAAGAGUGGUUCAGUGGAGAAAAUAAUUAUCCACUCGGGAAAUUCUACUCAUUUUCUUUAUGAUUUUUUUUUUAAACAUGCUCACAAAUACAUGUGAGGAGUCGUGUUUGAUAUGAAGCCCGAAGUUGAUUAUGGAGGUGCCACAGCUAAAAGUGUUCUGAGUGCAGGUCAGACUUUAAAGAUGCUUCGUUGCACUGUUUUAUAACACAGACACACAAAAUCUACCCCAAAACAAAAAUUAUUCACCAAACUUCUGAACAAAAAGCCAGAUUGCACAUCGUCUUCUGGUCCCUCACUGAAUAAUCAAGAAUGAACCAGGCCUCUAGCCCCACCCACCACCUCUGUGAUUUGCUUGCUCAUCUUGGGGUUAUGUUUAAUUUAAUUUUCCAACAAGUUGAGAUCCUGAAAUUCAUAUUUCCGUACACUAGAUGUUGCCAAAGAGCAUUGAAUCAAGAUCUUCGGGUUAGUGAAUCAUUUUCUGAUGCAUUGUGUUCAUUAUUUGUUUCAGUCAUUUGAAAACAUUUUCUGAAGCAGUUUGUCUGAAUUGCUUUCUCAUGACUGCAUCAUUUGGUGUUUCAAGUAUUUUGAAACCAUUUCUGGAACACUUAGUUAAUUUUGUGUUUUUGAGCAGUUCAAAAACUGAAUCAUUUUCUAACGUGAAUGAUUCAUUUCCCAUUUCACACAAGUAGUUCUUUUGUAUUUUUGUUUUGAGCACUUCAAAAGUUUCAUCAGCUUCUGAAGUGAUUGGUUCAUUUCAUGUUUUACAUAUUUUGAAACAUUUUCUGAAACAUUUCUUUCAUUUAGUUGUUUUGAGCAGCUCACAAAUAUCUGAAUCACCUUCCGAAAUGAUUGGUUCAUUCGUGUUUCAUGAAUUUUUCCAAAGCAAUUAGUUAAUUUAGUCAUUUUGAGCAGUACAAAAACUGAAUUAUUUUCUGACAUGAUUGGUUCAUUUCAUGUUUCACAUAUUGUGAAACAAUUUACAAAGCAAUUAGUUAAUUUAGUUGUUUUGAGCAGGUCAAAAACUAAAUCACUUUCUGAAGUGAUUGGUUCAUUUGAUGUUUCACAUAUUUUGAAACAUUUUUUUAAGCAAUUAGUUCAUAUUGUUGUUUUGAUCAAUUUAAAAAAAUGUAAUCAUUUUCUGAAGUGAUUGAUUCAUUUCAUGUUUCACACUUUUUGAAACAUUUUCUGAAACAAUUGCUUUAUUUUGUUGUUCUGAGCAGUUCAUAAACUGAAUAAUUUUCAGAAGUGAUUGGUUCAUUUCAUGUUUCACUAGGUGUUUUGAACAGUUAAAAAGUUAAAACUUUUCUGAAGCAAUUGGUUCAAAGUUUUAAAAAUGUAGUUUAUGCUGCCUCAAGAUAUUUGUCUCCAAGCUUCUUCAAAACUGAGAUUUUACACAAGUGCAAACAAGUCUGCCCCCUGCAGGAGAGAUUUGUGAGAAAAGUAUAACCGUUCCGUAUGUCAUGUCACAUGAAAAUGAAGCAUUCCAAGAGAUAUAACCACAAGAUAAACACAUUUCUGUCCUUUUCAUAACCAGUCGGGCUGAACACUGGGCUGGGAUUAAAGGGAAACAUGACGAGUCUGAUGUAGCUUUCAUAUCAUGUUCAAAAGAUGACUUUGAAAAAGUCUGUCUUUGUGUGUGACACACAUGGGUACUUUAUUCUUUUUUGUUAGAUUUUUUUCUGCUUCAUUCUUUGACAUUGAAAAAGAAAACAUCACAGUUAAAGGGGUUGUAUUGACAAAAACAAAAUUAUCUUCCUUUUGCAGAUACACACGGGUUGGGUUUUAUGUUAAACAUCCCCAAAGUCCCACAAUUCUUUGCCUGUGCAUAUCAAAUGUAAUCUGCUAUAAGUAAAAUUUUUGCCUGAAACCGCUUGUUUUACACCAGUGUGACAUAUGUCACAGAAGAUCUGCUUACUGCGUGAGACACACCCGAUCAACAUGUCUAAUGCCGUCCUGUGCAGAAGGGGCAUGGCUAGCAGCUCGUUUCCAUUUAAAGCACCAGGCACAUAAAUAAGAGCAUUUUGUUUUGAUUUAUUUUGUUUUUAGGCUGCAUCAUUUCGCUGCCUAUGGGCAAAAUUUCCCCUGCAAUCUUUUACAUCUGAACGCCACCUGGUUUAUAAUAUGACCCCUUUAAAGAUGCAACUUACUGCAACAUUCCUUCUCAAAUUUUUGUCCAGUUUAUUUUUGUUCCAUGUUCUGCUUUUGUUGUUGGAUAUAUUUGUACCAACGUUGGCGUAACGUCUCUGGCAUGAGAACAAGCAGAGGUCAGAUAUUUCCAAUUUGCAAAAACUUAUUUUUUUAAGAACUUUUUUUUUUUUAAGUAAAGAACUAACUGUGCAAAAGUGAGGUGAUUGGAUGCAGCUGCUGGCAGCAAACUGGAAACCAAAAAAAAAAAAGAAAGAAAGAAAAAGAUGGGAGACAUUUGUAUGUUUGUUUCAUAAAGCACUUAUUUCUUGUUUUAUUUCCAGCAGCACUUGCGGCUCGCUGCCAGCAGGGCUCGUGGUUUUGGUCCUCAGUGCAGAUAUGAUGCUACCGGAGUUGUGCACGUGUACGUGCACACACACAAUGGAUACCACUUGGCUAAACAAAGCAUUUAGAUUGGAGAUGACUCUGAUCUCAUCAGGCAGUUGGUAUUUGUUUGAAAAAAUUCUCUCUCUCUCUCACAUGCAAUAUGAUAUUCAGUGUGAGAAGGUAAUAUAAUAACUUAAUUUUAAAAAGCUGAGAAAAACACAGCUCUGUUCAAGGAUUUGGCUUUUCAUUGAUGCUUUGCACGCAGUGCCUCUGCACAUAUCGCACUAUAUUUCCAAAAGUAAAACCGCUGCACAUGUACUGCAAAAUUGUUUAAUUUUAUUUUUUUUAAUGUAGGAAAUGGCACAAUUUACACAUCGACACAGCACUGACAUCCUCACCUGCUUCCAAAAUAAAAGAUGUUUUUUUUCUCCCCCUUUCAUUUGAUUUUUUUUUUUUAUGUUCCGCUCAAGCUGUCAUCAAAGAUGCUGUACUUGUAUUAUUUAAUGAUCAACAUGUAUGAUAAUCAGGAAUCUUACUUCUUAUGUAAAUCUUUUCUCCUUUUCUUUAUUGUUAUGCUUCUUCUCUCACGUCAGGAAUUUUAAACUAAUGGAGAUUCCGUUAGUGUUUGCUGGUAUGUUUCAUGAGGAAUUUUUUUUUUUAAGGGAUAAGCCUGACAACAGUGAGUGAAAUUGGCAUUGUGAUUGUACAUUUUUGUUUAAAAAUAAAAUAAGAAUUUUGUUACUU